AUGGAACCUGUUCCCGCCAUUUCUCUCGUCGACAACACCGACACUGUCCGUAACUCUGUCGGCGAGGAAUCCCUCUCCCAGGUUCCUACCGCUGCAGGCUCGCAGUCCAUCUCCAGACGAAUCACCAAAGUCUCCCUUCGUGGGGAACUUAAACGCCGUAAAUACGCCAAAUGGCAACCAGAUCGACUUGGUCUGUCCGACGCCGACGAUAGCCCAAGCAGAAGGCCGUCCCAGGCGAGAAGUCAGCUGACCCACGUGGAUACCAACAUUAAUACAAUGUCCGGGGCAAGCUUUCAAUCCGGCCCCUCGCAGCCUGGUAUCGCGCACCACGCCAUCGAUGCGACGGACUUUGCGUCCGCCUCGGAAUCAACCAAUGCCGCCCAGCGAACCUCGACGGACCCCCUGCUGCAGCAGAACCACGAGUCCGCUCAGCACAAUGGCACACACCCCGUGAGCGAGCUCGAUAUCCUUUACGAAAACCAGCGUGGGUGGUUCUUCUUCGGCAUCCCGCUGUACUCGCACAGCUCGCUGCUCAACUUCGACCCCGGCGCCUGGCUUACCCACGACUUCCGCGAGAGCCCCGUCAACAUCACCAACGCGCAGCUCCCCGAUCCCAGCUGGGAAUGGGCCUGGCGCUCAUGGUACGUCGACAUGUCCGGCGACGUCGACGACCAAGGGUGGCAGUAUUCGCUCUACUUUGGCUCCUCCGCCUGGCACGGCUCGCAUCCUUGGUUCCACUCGUUCGUCCGCCGACGCCGAUGGGUCAGGUUGCGCGUGAAGCGUGCGGUGGAGCAAACGCACCGCGGCCGCUCGGGGUUCGAGAAGGCGCAUAUGCUCAACGAGGAUUACUUUACGAUCCACUCUGCGCGCGAGCGGAACAAGGCAGCGAGCCCCGUCUCAGCGUCGCCCCGGCAGUCUGGGCCCAGGGGUCGGACUACUACUACUACGACAGUCGAGGAGGAGCCGCCAUUGGAGGAAAUAUGCAAUAUUCCUACGCUGAUGUAUGCCCUGAAAACGGCGAUUGUGGAUCGGGAGAAGACAGAUGCUUUGAAGCGGUUUGUCGAAGAUGGGGGCGAGGAGCUCCGUUAUCUGGAUGACAAGAUCCCUGAAAUCAUGUCGAUGUUCGUCUUCCAGAACUCGAGAUGGCAGUUCCUGACCCACUUGGUAAGCGUCAUCAACGAGCUCUCUGAAAAAGCAUCCACGGCAAGCGGUGCCGAAGCCGAAGAGCUCCGACGCAAGCAACAGAACUUGACAAAAGCCGCUGAGACUGUGAGACGGUAUAUUACGGGCCCCGAAUUGCUGGGUCAGGAGCACCGCGAGUCCUUGGAUUUGACGCCUGUCUCGCACGAUACUCUGUUGGAGGACUGCUCGAAACGGUCCUCCUUCAAGCCAAUAGACAAUGGGGGACAUAUCAAGGGGAUCCCUGAGGCGGCGGAGAUUGGGCUGGAGGGUCAUAUUUUUCGUCCUUCGUGA
Aspergillus clavatus NRRL 1 is the source of this 1473-nucleotide messenger RNA. RefSeq lists its product as uncharacterized. Bases 1 to 1473 code for a protein of 490 amino acids. NCBI's taxonomy places the organism in Eukaryota, Fungi, Ascomycota, Eurotiomycetes, Eurotiales, Aspergillaceae. The record is from RefSeq and is a predicted model, not a curated record. The transcript has 2 exons.